This is a messenger RNA of Tripterygium wilfordii, 1535 nucleotides long. RefSeq names its product probable RNA-binding protein ARP1. The record is from RefSeq and is a predicted model, not a curated record. Lineage: Eukaryota; Viridiplantae; Streptophyta; Magnoliopsida; Celastrales; Celastraceae. The transcript has 5 exons. The coding region runs from base 59 to 976 and encodes 305 amino acids. Gene Ontology annotation, molecular function: RNA binding.
AAAACCCUUCACUUCUUUCUUCUCACAAACACAACCAUUGUGAACGUCUUGAGGAAUCAUGACGAUGAGCAGCAGCAACAACAACAACAACAUGGGACAGUUCGGAGACACAACACUAACCAAAGUGUUUGUUGGAGGCUUGGCAUGGGAGACUCCGAAGGAGGCCUUGAGAGAGCACUUUGAAAAGUAUGGUGAAAUCUUGGAGGCUGUUAUUAUCUCCGAUAAGCUCACCGCCCGAUCCAAAGGCUACGGAUUCGUCACGUUCAAGGACUCUGAAGCCGCUAAGAAUGCCUGUGAAGAUCCUUCGCCGAUCAUCAAAGACCGCCGAGCUAACUGUAACCUAGCUUCGCUUGGUGCACGCCGCCCGAGGUCCGCGGCCACCGCUCCUCCUCAACAAGGAUCGAACGGUGGACCGAGUCCGGCAUCACCAGCUCCAGUCAAUCAGGUGCACUGGUACUAUCCAGCAAGGACACCGGCUUCACCAUUCCAUCACCAUCAGCAUCAUCAUGCCCUUCCAUUUUAUGGGUACUCUCCAGCUUACAUUGCAACUGAUCAUAUGAGUUACAACCAUAAAGUUAGCUACACCGGCGGGUCCUACGUGAACGGGCAUUUCUCUCCAGUGUACCCAGGCCAUCCUAUUGUAGGUGCAAACACAUUGAUGCCAAUGUACCCUCUUUAUCACUACCAUCAAUCGCAAACGAUGGGCUUACCUGCGCACAUCUUUCCUCAAUCAACUGCCGGACCCAUAGCAACUCCCCCCAAAAUCAUGUCCAAGCCUCCAUCGAUUGUUCCUAACACAGGUACUUUACACCAACACUCUAGUUUUCCCUUUGUUGUGAUAAUGGCAUCCUCAACCUCGUACAUGGGAGCAACCGAGAAAGAAUCAUUUUGUUUCUCACACGCAGUCACGUGCACUUGUGAUUUGAGUUGGGCCCAGCGGCAAAUCAGGGGAAGCCCACGUGGCCCAAAGGACUAAUAUGUCCUUAUAGAUUAAAAAACGAUUCACAUUUUUUAAGUCAUUUAACAAUUAAUAUUUUCGCAUUUCCUUGAAAAUUAUAUACUUGUAAUUUUUGUGAUGAUGAUUGAAGAAUAUUGUGUUAUAAUUUGAAUAAAUUGAGAGGGAUGAAAAGAAAUAGAUGAGAAAUAGAAAAAUAAGAUAAGAGAGGUUUGAGUUCAAUCCACUUGAAGUUGUACACGUUUUGGAUUCAAGGACCGUAUUGUCUUUGUCUUUCAAAAAACGCCUUGAGAGUGAGAGUGUGCGAGCCCAUUUCAACAACUUGAGGUACUCUCCCCGGUUCUCAUUUGGAUACUUAGGGGUUUGUCCAUUUUAUGACGCCUCAACUAUUUGAGGUUGGAUUCACACUUAUAAACCACAUCGUUGACUUAUAUCAAAGCGAUGUGAGACUUAUUAUCUUCUUAUUAAGCAUCUAUUGUUUAAAAACUGCUAUGAUAUGUUCCACUUGAUUGAUUUUGUGGGUGCUAAUUAUCCCAUUUAAUUGAAUAUUAAUGUGAAAACACACAUUUGAUGCAAUUAA